UUGCAUGCUGGGAAAGCAAGUUUGUUGACGUUGAGGGAAAAUGGAAGGCGUGCAGCCGCCACCUCUGCGCAGCCUGGAUGAUUUUCUCCGGAGCUCAGCGAGGUUCGCGCUGCCUGACGUCCGAGACAUGGACCGCUGGAACCACCGCGUCAUCAACAACCUGCUUUACUACCAGAGCAACUACUUCCUGUCUGCGCUCGGCCUCCUGCUCUUAGUGGGGUAUUUCCAGCCCCUCCAGCUGUGUGUCGGCGCAGUGGUGGUCACCUUCAUGUUCCUUGGCUUCGUCUGGGCUGCUGAGAACCAAGUUACCAUCCGGCGUUUCCGCAGAAAGCACCCGUCCAUGUGUGUGCUGGUCGUCCUUCUGCUCAGUUACCUCUUCAUCAGCGUGCUGGGAGGCGUGGCUGUCUUCCUCUUUGGGAUUGCCUUCCCGACACUGAUGGUUCUGGUGCACGCAUCGAUGAGACUGCGCAACCUGAAGAACAAGCUGGAGAAUAAGCUGGAGAGCAUCGGUUUGAAGAGGACUCCCAUGGGACUCCUGUUAGAGGCUCUGGGACAGGAACAGGAAGCUGGGUCCUAGAGAGGAAGAAGAGGAGGAGGAGGAGGAGGAGGAGGAUGUGAUGGGUCCGAUCACAGGGAAAAGAAGACUAAUGAAGAAGUAGGAAAACAAAAAGACCAAAGGGUUAGGUUUGGCUAAUGAUUAGUAAGCAGUGAAGGAUGAGACGCCUCUGUCGACCACGAUGUUUGUAAAAGUAUUCCUGAUUCUUCUUUCCAAACCAUGGUGACAUGGUGAGUUCUUGCACUACAUAAGGACGUCUGCGGUGUGAUAGUGUUUGUGCUUCCUGUUCACUGUCAGGUCAUUUUGAGAUAUCACUCAUAACUAUUGCUGACCCUGUGUCACAGAGUUCAACCAGUGAUUCAUAAUAAUAAUAAUAAUAAUAAUAAUAACUAUUCAACAUUUUAAACAUUUCAGGAACAAAAAGCUGAUUUUCUUUACUUUUAUUAACUCUAAAAUGUGACAAACACUGAAAAGCAUUAUUAGCUGUGAAUCAGUGAUGAUGUCAUUUUAGCCAAUUUCCAUCAUUCCCACUUUAAAAUGUUUGGCUCGUUCAGGACGUUUCAUUGUUUCGUUCAGAUAAUAAUACUUUUUUUCUCCCAUAGGAAACGAAUGUCAAAUUAUUCUGGGAAGUUUGAUACGCACAUGUGUCCAGGAACAUAAAGUCUGACCGCACUAACAGAGCUCCUGACCGCGGAAAUGUUCCUUUUACUGUCAGAGCUCGAGACCGAGAGACAAACACUUUAGAUCAGUGAUUUUUCACGUUAUAUCAGUUUGACCUCGUCUGUGCAGCAGUUUGCUGCAGCUGUUUAAAGAAUGUGUCACAUGACCUCUCUCACACGUCAACAAGUGACUGAAUUGUUCUAAAGUGUAAACAUAUCACACAUCACUGCCAGUCUCUCUGCUGGCAGUGAAUGAACUCUCCAAAAACACACCAAUCAAAACACAGUUCUAUAGGAACACACAGUGUUUCCAUAUGUGUUCACAGGCACAGAAUAUCAUUUCCAUUUCUCCAGUGGAUGAAUUCUGUUGGCUGUCGAUCCCAAAACGUUUGAAUUAGUUUGUAAUGAUCGAUACUUCAUUCCCUCCUCAUUUAAACCCAGGUUUGAAUCACCAUUCACUCUGUGGUCAUGUGACUCGUCAACCACGACACUUUAUAGUCCAGUUGGUGGCACGUUAAGAAUAAAUGAUGAGAUUUUUUUUUGAGAUGAUGCCACUUUUGGAUGUCAGAUGACGUUUGCAUGUGCAGAACUGUAGACUGACAUGGACCAGAGUCACACGUUCACAGGGGCAAAUUCGUAAUUUGUAAAAUAAAUGGUAAACCUUUACAAAGCCUAAAGAGAAGGUGAGCAGUUAGGCUGAUCACUUAGCGUCCAUACUGAUCCUCCAUUAUAUUCUUCAUGUAGCUGUUAACUGUUAUAGUAGUGCAGUUGGCGUUAUAUAUUAAAAAUGUCCUACAGUGUCUUUAAUUCCAUUUGGUGAAACCCUGGCAGCACCUGGACACAAGAAAUAAGUUCUUUAACAAAAACAUUAAUGUUUUUUAUGUCAGUUAUAUGAUAUAACAUGUGGAUUUAAACUCACGACGUACCAUUGUUGCUGCUUCUGUUGUAAAGUCAAACAAUUAUAAUUAUUUUGUAAAUUCCACUAUGCCACUUGCAAACUUGCAAACAUGAGAACAUUCCCACAGAAGCUUUUUUCACCUUGUUGUUUGAAAUCAGACAUUUGGUGUGGGAUUCAAACUCUCACUAAACUGAAACGUUAGGCUCGAGUGUUUGUCCUGCGUUCUACUCGAAUUGAUUUUCCUGCUCUGUUCUCUCCUGAGAUGAGAAACAGUUCUACAGCAGCAAAGGUUAGUUAUUAUCCUUCCAAAGGUGUCAGACUCUAACCCUUGUAAAUGUCUCGUCACUACAGAAGCUGUACAACAUGACAGCCACAGAUACCUGGUUUCAAGCUUUUAUUUAUCAGUGAAAGAGUAACGAUUAAAUGAUCAUUACAGUGUCCACUAGUGUGAAGGAAAUGCAUAAGUCUUUAGGGUUAUUAAGUAUAAUUUAUUAUCAACAUGGAGUUGUUAGUGUAACAUGUUCCUGUUCAGACUGAGCUGGUUUCGAGGUCGGCGCCAAGAAAAAGCUGUUGUGUUCAUUGGUUGCCAGGAAGAAGCCAAUCAGAGGCUGUUGUUGACCAUAAUAUUGUUAAUAAUGGAGCCGAGAGCAGAGUUUUUAUCUUCCUGGGUCUGAGAAUAUAGGUCAAAGGUCACUUGACAGAUGAUUCCAUGUGUCAUCUCAAGGACUGAUCUUCAGAAUUGGAGGUAGCGUCAGGCUGUGCCUCUGUUGAUGUUGCCGUUCACUUGAACUCAUCACAGACUCCAGGAACUUGUCGUCAUAAAUUGCCCUGAAGAAGCAAAAGAACCGCUGAAGUGUCUCAUUUGUAUUGUGCCAUGUGUUCCUGACAUUUGCCUUAUGUUGUUGUGUAUUUAGACAGAUGUCCUUUAUAUUCUGUAUCACUCUGGAGGUGAAGAACAUGGCUGUUGGGUUGCCUUCCAUUUGAUUUACCAACACUCACUGUCUGUUCUCUUCUUCUUUUUCUUUGUUUGCCAAUUGCUGGUAUAAAUAUGUCAAAAACACUUUCUUAAUAAAAAGAUUCACUUUC
This is a messenger RNA of Solea solea (common sole), 3199 nucleotides long. It is a transcript of the gene praf2, whose product is annotated as PRA1 domain family, member 2. The transcript is spliced from 3 exons. The record is from RefSeq and is a predicted model, not a curated record. Lineage: Eukaryota; Metazoa; Chordata; Actinopteri; Pleuronectiformes; Soleidae. Gene Ontology annotation, cellular component: membrane. The coding region runs from base 41 to 577 and encodes 178 amino acids.